AUGAGAUCAAUUAUUCUGUUCGUUUUUUACACAUUUGCUGUACUUACUACAGUAUUCGCAUAUUCAAGCGAUAAUGUAGAUGAAUCUUGCGAUUGUCGCAAGUUAAAAGAAUGCGAUUCCGUGUUAUCAAAAUUGAUAAUAAGUCAUACAACAGAUGCUGUUAAACAUAAAGCAUUUACUGAAUAUCUUAACCUAAUCAACUGCGGAUACGUACGUUUUGAAUCGCUCGUUUGUUGUCCUGAAAAAAUUCCUAGUGAAGUUCUUGAAAUCGUGGACGAUACAAAAUACUGGACCGUAUUAGAAGAACAGAAGAGUAUAAAAAAAUUAAGGCUCGCUAUUGAAAAUGCCAAAUCUUCAUCUUUAAAUGAUGUUGAUCUAUUUCCUCAAUGCGGUUUAUAUUGGCGGCGAGAGGAUACUAACAGCAACGUUACAGACCUUGGAGAAUAUCCUUGGUUGGCAUUGUUGGAGUAUGAAACUUCUGAUCACAGCAAAAAAAUUUUGUGUGGAGGUGCACUCAUCAGUGAUCAGCACAUUCUCACAUCAGCUGAUUGUGUAACAACAAGAGGUAAUAUUCUAAGCAGCGUAAUUCUAGGCGAGUAUGAUACAGAUGCCAAUCCAGAUUGUAUGGACGAAGGUAACGGCCAUGAACCUUUAUGUGUGGAUUCUGUAAAGAAAUAUGACAUCGAGCUUGUGAUAAUUCACGAUAAAUACAACGAUGGAGUUCCUCAUCUGAAAAUACCAAUGUUUAAUGCUAAUUCAUCCAACGUUCAUUCUAAAACAAACAACAUUGCUCUCAUAAAGCUCAGAGAUAAGGUUCAAUUUACAACUUAUAUUCAACCAAUUUGUUUGCCACUGAGACAGCCAAAAUAUCAACGCUUCAAAGUUGCUGGUUGGGGAAGAUCACUUAUUCCAAAUACCAAGGGAUUCAAUAAAAAAUUAUUAUCGUAUCUGACUAGAUGCAAACCUAGCGAAUAUCAAAGGUUUGAAAUCCAACGUAUCUACGAUGAAAAUGAACAUAUUUGUGCUGCUGCUUCAACCAAUCGCGUUGAACAGUCUUGCAUCGUUGACAGUGGUGGUCCACUUAUGGGUUUCGAGACAAGUGAAAGCGGAAGAACAAGACUGACGGUUUUUGGCGUUUCAUACAUGGAUUUGAUUUGUGAAAAUAAUGGGCAGCCGCAAAAUUUACCCGGAAUUUUCACAAAUGUGUUUAAUUAUAAAGGCUGGAUAGUUGAAAAUAUGAAGUUAUGAAUAAAAUCAAUUCUAAGUAGUUUAAUUCAUAAUUUUUUAACAACUUAA
Molecule: messenger RNA, 1296 nt
Organism: Phymastichus coffea
Lineage: Eukaryota; Metazoa; Arthropoda; Insecta; Hymenoptera; Eulophidae
Product: phenoloxidase-activating factor 3-like
Exons: 3
Biological process (GO): proteolysis
Molecular function (GO): serine-type endopeptidase activity
Source: RefSeq, a predicted model, not a curated record